AUGGCACGGGCCGUCGCACGCCUUGCGGAACGGGCGGCUGCCAAGAUCCAGGCACUGUUCAUAUCUGUUCAUGUUGCGUGUUGCAAGGGCAACUUUGGACGGGACCACGACACCUCCCUGUGUUUGAUUGUGAAAGUGAAGUUGGCAAAGGAGAAAGCUCGAGAGAAGUUGCUCGGCGGUUGUUGGCUGUGUUCAUAUUGCAGCGUGGCCGCCAUUUCCAAGAAGAGGAUGGAAGAGACCAUUCAAACAGAAGUGCCAGAGCAACCGUACUGCCAAGAGAUUGCUGCUUGCAAACGUCGACGCGGCCGCUUGCGGAAUGAGAUCUUCGGGGAGUCCAUCCAAGUGGAGUCCAAGGUCACAAGCCUUUGCCGUUUCAGGGAGCUGGAUGCGUCCAUCAGUGACUACAUGGAGGCAGUUCUGAGACCGGCUUGCCUCUUGGUGCAGAAUCUGCUUCCAGACUAUGAGGUGGUGAUCCAAAACAAUGACAAUGGACAGAGUGAAGAAGAGGGAGGUAUUGCUCCAUUCGUGGCCCAGAGCAUGGAGUUGAUACAGGUCAUGGCCAGCAGACCAAGACUGAAAUCUCUCCUGAAGAAUCGGGUGAAAAAUCUGAUACAGCUUUUCGCACCGUUCAUGCGGAUCACGGAGGCCCAGGCAGCGGCUUGGCGAAGUGAUCCGAACGAAUAUUUGCAGCAGGAGGAGGACGACCACUUCAGGGGGUGCAUGGUGCGCCUAUCCGGAGAGGGCUUGCUCUCAGUGAUGCUUGAGAGCUUCAAGAGAGAAGCUUCACGUUCUUUAGCCAACGUGGUGGAGAACGUGAUUCAAAAGGGAGAAGCUGGCCGUGCAGCAGGCGAUGCCAAUGCCUGGAAGUUGACGGAGGUCUACAGUGGCGGAAGGCCCUUCGAAUUUCCUUUGCUAGUUGCCUCUAACGUUGGGGCAGAUGGUGAUGGUCGCUCGCUGGUAUUGCCUUUGGCGCUCUUCGCCGGAACUGGAGCUGCUGCCGGAUAUGUGCUUUAUUUAGAGCAUCUCGAUGAGAGCAAGGUCCGAGGGCCGGCCCUCUUCCCCGAGGAGGUUUCAAGUCCAGACAAUCCGCGGGUUUGGUUUGAUGUCUCUGUGAAUCACCGACAAGUUGGGCGAGUCGAGUGCGAACUGUUUAAACAGAUAUGCCCAAAAACCGUGGAGAACUUCCGCUGUCUUUGCACUGGAGAGAAAGGCAUUGGAAAGUUGGGCAGGCCACUGCACUACAAGGAGUGUCCCAUUCACCGGAUUAUGCCAGGCCUAAUUUGCCAAGGAGGCGACUUCGUAAAUGGCAAUGGCUCUGGUGGUGAAAGCAUCUAUGGCACUGCCUUUGCAGAUGAGUUUGAGAGAGGGGUAGUUCUUCACUCCAAGCCAAUGCUGCUAUCCAUGGCCAAUACUGGACCCGACACAAAUGGCUCGCAGUUUUUCAUUACGUUGUCGAUGGAGAAGAUGUGA
Messenger RNA from Cladocopium goreaui, 1470 nucleotides. The record is from the annotation of a GenBank genome assembly. NCBI's taxonomy places the organism in Eukaryota, Dinophyceae, Suessiales, Symbiodiniaceae.